Vanessa tameamea is the source of this 2870-nucleotide messenger RNA. RefSeq names its product putative inorganic phosphate cotransporter. Gene Ontology annotation, biological process: monoatomic anion transport; transmembrane transport. Gene Ontology annotation, cellular component: plasma membrane. Gene Ontology annotation, molecular function: transmembrane transporter activity. Lineage: Eukaryota; Metazoa; Arthropoda; Insecta; Lepidoptera; Nymphalidae. The transcript is spliced from 8 exons. The coding region runs from base 96 to 1655 and encodes 519 amino acids. The record is from RefSeq and is a predicted model, not a curated record.
GAUGAUAAUAUUAUUCGUUUAGUUUUGUGUGUAGUGUUUUAUUCAAUCGAAAGUGCUGUGUUAUAAUAAUUACGAUAUCGGAUUAAAUAGUAGCUAUGAAUGCUAUUGAAAAAUUAAUAUUGCUCGUUAAAUCUCAAAGGACGUUUGAAAUAAAUACACCGUCAACGUCGGAGUGCACGCCGCUUCUCGGUAAUGUUUCGAAAACAAAAUCAUUAUUCGUGAUACCACAACGAUGGGUUAUGGCGAUCAUGGGAUUCCUCGCAGUCGCGAACGCGUACACGAUGCGGGUUUGCCUCAACAUUGCGAUAACACAGAUGGUGAGACGGCACGCACCUACACCGGCUUACGAGGACGGUUCCUGCCCUGGUGACCUGGAUGAAGUUAUCGCCGAUCCCACAGAAAUAAGCGGAUACAACUGGGAUGAGGAGACUCAAGGCAUUAUCCUCAGUGCCUUCUAUUACGGGUAUAUAGUAACACACUUACCUGGAGGUAUGCUCGCUGAGAGGUUCGGCGGAAAAUACUCACUCGGCUUUGGUGUUCUGAGUACAGCUGUAUUCACGUUGCUAACUCCUUGGGCAGUGAACAUGGGGGGCGCUACAGGGCUUAUUAUUUUAAGGGUUCUGGAGGGACUUGGCGAGGGUACAACAUUUCCAGCGUUAAACGCGAUGUUAGCUCGAUGGGCCCCGGUCUCUGAGAGAGGACGAAUGGGUUCAUUGGUAUUUGGAGGAGCGCAAAUCGGCAACAUUGCAGGAACAUAUUUCUCAGGAUUGGUCAUCAAAGAGACCGGCGAAUGGCAAUCAGUUUUUUAUCUUUUCGGUAGCAUUGGUAUACUCUGGUUCAUUUUAUGGGCACUAUUAUGCUAUAACGACCCAGAAUCGCACCCUUACAUUUCUGACAAAGAAAAAAAAUAUCUCGAAGAAGCUCUAGGCAGGCAUCAGAACACUCAACCUUCUGCAAUUCCUUGGAAACCCAUUUUCAUGUCCGUCCCACUCUGGGCUCUGGUUUGUGCACAGAUCGGCCACGACUACGGAUAUUUCACAAUGGUGACAGAUCUUCCAAAGUACAUGACUGGAGUAUUAAAAUUCGAUAUUCACCGGACCGGAACGCUCGCCGCUCUGCCGUACGCGGUUAUGUGGAUUAGUUCCAUUUUAUUCGGAUGGAUGUGCGACAAAAUAGUUAAACGACAAUGGCUGACUGUGACAAACGCAAGAAAGACCUUUACAACCAUAGCUUCCGUCGGUCCAGGUAUAUGCAUGAUCUUAGCCUCGUACUCUGGAUGCAAUACCGAAACUGUGGUGAUACUAUUCACGGCAUCUAUGGGUCUUAUGGGUGCCUUCUAUCCAGGAAUGAAAGUUAAUGCAUUAGACUUGAGCAGUAACUACGCGGGAACUAUCAUGGCUAUCGUUAAUGGUAUUGGAGCUAUAACUGGUAUCAUCGCGCCAUAUUUAGUGGGACUAUUAACACCUGAUAGUACUUUAACUCAGUGGCGAUUGGUAUUUUGGAUAACGCUUGCGGUCUUUAUCGUGACAAACUUGGUGUUUGUUGCUUGGGCCUCUGGGGACGAGCAGUGGUGGAACUCAUCAUCCCAAGACGCGAAAAAACAAGAAGUUGAAGCAGCAACAAACCAAUCAACAAACAGUGAAGUAAAAUUGUAAAAUAUAUAUAAUGUCGAUCCAGAUGCCAUUAUUGGAAAAACAGGGUUGACGAUUGGUCGUGAAACGAUCGAUGGUAGAGGCUAUUGAUCAUAUCGAUAUUGAAUCGAUUCAAAUGUCAAUGGAAGUACAAUCGAUUAGAUCAACUCUUCCUUUAAAAAAGUUAACGAAGAAAACUAUCUUGUCAAAAGUAUUAAAAAAAAUUGGUAGAACGUGUCGAAGAUUUCCAAACGUAGGAAAAAAAAAUGACGUGCCAAAUGAAGUACAAAACUUAAAUAAUUUUGAUAUUGGCGUUUCCUUUAUCCACAGCCUGUGCUUUGUGAUAAUAAUAGAAUAUUAGAUAUAGUUUAAUCUAUUGAUAUGAUUGGAUGUAUUGGUUAUGAGAACAUUAUAUAAUAAGUUAUUACGUUAUGUAUUAAGUUAAUAUACAACUUACAACUGAUUUCUUCAUCUAAAAAUGAUUCGAUUUCUUUUAAAGAAUUGGUGAUAUCUAUUAUCAUCCAAACCGACUUUAUUAAAUCCAUUCUUGAUCAUAAGUCAUGUUAAAUUGGAACAAUAGAUUAACCGUAGUUAUUAAGUAACGAAUUAAAGAAGUAUUGUUGGUGAUUGGAGGAUAAUUACACAAAUCUUCAUGACAAGAUCGUGACUAAACGUGCCUUGAUACAUUUAUAUGGUUAGAUGUCCAAUCAAAAACUGUAUAAAAGAUAAAUUUUAAUAUAGCGACACUGACAAUAAACAUUUACUCAUAGAAAAUAAAGCUAGAGCAUUUUUUUAAAUAAAUUUUGCCAUAUGAAAAAAAAAUCGAUAACUACACUAGUUUUUAGUCACGACGUACAAAUUUAAUUUGCAUUUCGAAGUCAAAUUAUGCUGGUAUAUAUCCCAGCGCAAAUUUCUAGAAACCUGAGUGAAUGUUUACCUAUAUUUAUUGAGCUGUUACGAAAGGGCACGAUCGAAUCUUAAAUAUUUUGUUCACUUAGAAUUUUAUUGUGGAAAUUGAAUGAAAGGCUGUGAACAGACUAUGAUUAAGUAUUGGUUAAAGUUUGACAAUGUGCAAUUGUGCCAUUCGAUAGAAGUUUAUGUGUGAAUAUAAUAAUUUUAAUACUAAAUCGUUAUAAGUCUGUCAUGCAAGCUAUUUAUGAGUAUAUCUGAGAUAUUAGGUUACUCUUUUGUACAAUAACAAUAUUAAUAUUAAUUGUUAAAUAAAAAUGACAAAUAAUA